AUGGUUUCAGCCCAAUAUGGAAGACUUGGAUAUUGGCAAGAAAGAUACUUGCACAAAAAAGAGCAAUUCGAUUGGUACCAAAAGUGGUCAGGCAUAAAAGACAUUAUAACCCAAUAUAUCAAAUUUAAUGAAAAAAUUUUAAAUGUUGGCUGCGGGAAUUCGAAACUUGCAGAAGAUAUGCAUAAAGAAGGCUAUCAAUAUAUCAUGAAUAUUGACAACUCUCCUAUUGUGAUUGAUGAUAUGAAGUCCCUAUAUCAAGAUAAAGAAGGCAUUGAAUUUGACUGCAAAGACGUGAUGUCAAUGGAUUUCGAUACAGGCAGUUUUGACGCAGUAAUUGAUAAAGGGACUUUAGACUCAAUUCUCUGUGGUGACCGGUCAAAUAUCAUGGCAAAAAGAAUGUUAACACAAAUACACAGAGUGCUAAAGCCAGAUGGGAUUUAUGUAUCAAUAAGUUAUGCGCCACCUGAAAACAGGAAUAGGUAUUUUAAGCAGCCAGAGUUUUCUUGGAACGUCUUUGAGUAUCAAAUUGCCAAGCCUGUGCUAUCUGCAACUGCAGCUAUGACAAAAGAAGAAGGAAGCACUUCUCACUAUAUUUAUGUCUGCAUCAAGAAAAGGAAUAACUUUAUUGAUGAAGGCCGAUAA
Blepharisma stoltei is the source of this 642-nucleotide messenger RNA. NCBI's taxonomy places the organism in Eukaryota, Ciliophora, Heterotrichea, Heterotrichida, Blepharismidae. The record is from the annotation of a GenBank genome assembly.